Messenger RNA from Myripristis murdjan (pinecone soldierfish), 5075 nucleotides. RefSeq names its product chloride channel 6 (gene clcn6). NCBI's taxonomy places the organism in Eukaryota, Metazoa, Chordata, Actinopteri, Holocentriformes, Holocentridae. The transcript is spliced from 23 exons. Gene Ontology annotation, molecular function: voltage-gated chloride channel activity. Gene Ontology annotation, biological process: chloride transport; transmembrane transport. Gene Ontology annotation, cellular component: lysosomal membrane; intracellular membrane-bounded organelle. Bases 298 to 2892 code for a protein of 864 amino acids. The record is from RefSeq and is a predicted model, not a curated record.
AAUUUCGUGUUCAUUUCAAAUAAAAUCAUUUAACCAAAUCAUUAAAAAAAAAAAAUAAAAAAAAUCGGCAUUUGUAAGCUAUGAUCACAACUGUUAGAAGGUCAUAUACAUGUGGUCGCCGGAUUUUUCAUUCGCAUAUGUGUACAGUUGAGAAGAGUAUGGAUUGCAGCCAAAGAGGGCGUGCAACGUCAAGCAUGUCGACGGCUUCAAACUUGGUACAGUUAUUGCUUCCAACACUAGAGGGGUUCUCAUGGUUUUUACCACAUUACCUGAACGCAGCAGAGGACAACAACGAAGAUGGCGUGUUGUGGAAAUAGUUAUUGUUGCCAAUGUUGCUGCAGAGAGGGGGAGACACGUACACCCGAGGAACUGGCAAUCCUUGGGGAAAUUCGAGAUGAAGAAGAUGAAAUCCUACCAAGGAAAGAUUAUGAGAGCCUUGAUUAUGACCGCUGCAUCAAUGAGCCCUAUGUGGAGGUUCUGGAGGGAAUGGACAACAAGAAAGCAAAGAAAUAUGAAGCUGUGCGGUGGAUUCUGGUGUUCACUAUUGGAGUCACUGUUGGUUUGGUAGGCAUGUUUGUGGACUUCUUUGUGCGCCUCUUUAGCCAUCUCAAAUUCACCUUGGUUGGAAAUUCUGUAGAAGAGUGCAGUGAGAAAGGCUGUCUGGCUCUUUCUCUUCUGGAGCUUCUGGCAUUCAACAUGAGCUUUGUCUUCAUUGCCAGUGUGCUCGUCCUUAUUGAGCCGGUAGCUGCAGGCUCUGGGAUCCCAGAAAUCAAAAGCUACUUGAAUGGAGUGAAGAUUCCUGGGAUUGUCCGACUACGUACUUUCAUCUGCAAAAUUGUUGGAGUCCUGUUCACUGUUUCUGGAGGUCUGUUUGUGGGGAAGGAGGGACCAAUGAUACACAGCGGAGCCAUUGUGGGAGCUGGGCUUCCUCAGUUUCAGAGCAUCACUUUUAAGAAAAUCAGAUUUGAUUUCCCCUACUUCCGCAGUGACAGGGACAAGCGAGACUUUGUGUCAGCAGGGGCUGCGGCUGGAGUUGCUGCUGCCUUCGGGGCUCCUAUAGGUGGCACUCUCUUCAGUCUGGAGGAAGGCUCAUCUUUCUGGAAUCAGGCCCUCACUUGGAAAGUGCUAUUCUGUUCCAUGUCGGCCACUUUCACCCUCAACUUUUUCCGCUCGGGGAUCCACUUCAACAAGUGGGGCAUCUUCCAGCUCCCUGGCUUGCUCAACUUUGGGGAGUUCAAGUGUCCAGAAGGUGAUAAGAAUUGCCACCUGUGGACAAUAGUGGACCUGGCCUUCUUUGUCCUAAUGGGUGUGGUGGGGGGCCUCCUGGGGGCCCUCUUCAACUUUGUCAACAAGAGCCUGGCCAAGUAUCGCAUCAGACAUAUCCACCCCAAGGCCAAGUUUAUCAGGGUUCUGGAGAGUCUGUUGGUUACCAUGGUAACUACAGUGGUAAUAUUUGUGGCAUCUAUGACGCUUGGCGAAUGUCGUGACUUGGUCUCCCCCACAACCCAUAACACAACAGUAACGGUGGCCAACAAAGAUGACAUCCACUCUACCAUCCGCCAGUUCUUCUGUCCCAACAAGACUUACAACGACAUGGCCACACUGUUUUUCAACCCCCAGGAGGCCGCUAUCUACCAGCUCUUUCAUCAGAAUGGAACCUUCAGCCCGGUGACUCUGUCAGUUUUCUUCGUCUUGUACUUCCUGCUGGCCUGUUGGACCUAUGGUGUGUCAGUACCUAGUGGUCUCUUUGUUCCAGCACUGCUGGGUGGGGCAGCAUUUGGACGUCUGGUGGCAAACCUCCUCAACAUAAACCUAGGAAUGGACAUCUACUCUGGGACUUAUGCUCUGAUUGGUGCAGCCUCAUUCCUCGGGGGUGUGGUCAGGAUGACCAUCAGUCUGACUGUCAUCCUCAUCGAAUCCACCAAUGAAAUCUCAUAUGGACUGCCCAUCAUGAUAACGCUUAUGGUUGCCAAGUGGACUGGAGAUUUCUUUAACAAAGGCAUCUAUGACAUCCACAUUGACCUGAAAGGAGUGCCUCUCUUAGAGUGGGAGACAGAGGUGGAGAUGGACAAGCUGACAGCCAGUGAUAUCAUGGAGCCCAACCUAACCUACGUCUACCCCCAUACCCGGGUCCAAUCUCUGGUUAGCAUCCUGCGCACCACUGUUUACCAUGCAUUCCCUGUCGUCACCGAAAACCGUCAGAACGAACGGGACUUCAUGAAGGGCAACAUCUUGGUCAGCAACAACAUUCGCUUCAAGAAAUCCAGUGUUGUGUCGCGUGCCUCAGAGCAACGGCGGCGCUCCCAAUCCAUGAAGUCCUAUCCAUCCAGUGAGCUGAGGAACGUUUGUGACGACCAGGCUGUUGUGGUGGAGCCUGCUGAGGAAGGAGAAGACAUGCUGCAGCAGAUGUUAGAGAGGAGAUAUGCGCCUUACCCCAACCUGUACCCUGACCAGUCCCCCAGUGAGGAGUGGACCAUGGAGGAGCGCUUCAGACCCCUAACCUUCCAUGGCCUCAUCUUACGAUCUCAGCUGGUCAACCUGCUUAUUCGAGGGGUUUGCUAUGCUGAGAACCAGUCAAGUGCCACUCAGCCUAGAUUGUCCUAUGCAGAGAUGACCGAAGAUUACCCACGUUACCCUGACAUUCAUGACCUGGACCUGGCCUUGCUCAAUCCCCGAAUGAUAGUGGACGUCACACCCUACAUGAAUCCGUGUCCCUACACUGUGUCGUCAAACACCCACAUUUCCCAGGUAUUCAACCUGUUUAGGACCAUGGGGCUGCGACACCUACCUGUGGUUAAUGCUGUGGGAGAAAUUGUUGGGAUAAUCACAAGACAUAAUUUAACUCACGAGUUCCUCCUGGCCAAACUCCGACAGCACUACAUCACUGUUUAACCUGAAGUUUUGAGGUCUUUCCAUCCUUUAAACACCAUUUUAGUUUUACCUGGUUCUGAGCCUUUGUCUCUGUCCUUUCCCAAUGCAUGUAUGCACUUCCACAUAGAUGCAGUAUAUACACAACCGCAUACACAUUCAUUAUAGUACAAUGGGAACAUGCCUCCUUGAUAAGUGAUAUCUUUCAGGUAUAUUUUGCUUGGGAACAACACUUCACUAUUCCACAUGCAUACUAGCAGUGAUGUCCAGGAAUAGUCAGCCUUUAGCAUUAACUGCUGUGAGCAUCCACUGACAUAACUGGCAAUUGGGCUGAUUCAUACCAGUAUCAAUAACUGUAACAAUAAAGUUACAUGCAAAAAGCAGGACCAUGAAGACAGAAAUGAGUCAAAAUACCUAAGUUUACUUUUCUGAAAAAGCCAAUAUAAAUACAUGUAUUUUCUACUAAAGUGGAAUUGCUUCAAGAGGUCACUUUUUUUCUUUACUCCUAUCAUAACUGUAUCUUUCUGUUGACAGUAUCUGACUUUGCUUUAUCAUUUUUGUCACUGUAGCACUUUUAUUUUAGACUGUUACUUGUAUGUUUUUUCUUAUGUAAGUGGCAUAUACACUCAGUUGCCACUUUAUAAGGUCAACCUGUGCAAUCUAAUACAAUCAAAUCCAACUGUUUUGCCAUAAAGUUUACUGUUAUGAUGCCUAUAAUGCUUAGGUUCACUUUUUGCCUCAGUAAUAGAGGUGUUCAUUCACUUCUAUGUUUGGCAUUGAGGUCAUAGUCAGUGGUGCUGUUGGACUGGACUGCAUUUUAUUGAUAGAUGUUUCUAAUAUGCUUUCCCCCCCAUGUAUAUAAAUAGGGAGGACAAAACAAUAGAAACACCUCUCAAUAUGAUAUAAUCCAGUGCCAGACCUCUGCAAACUACAACCUCAAUAAUAAACAGAAUUGAAUUUACACAUUCUCCAGAAUGUCAGCACAAACUUAAGAUUAUAAACUUUAUUAAAUGGUAGAAUUUAUGGCAGAGCUGUUGCAUUGAACUGCAUUAGAUUGUAGAGAUGUACCUAAUAAAGUGGACACUGAGUGUAUAUACAUGUAUAUAUUUGCACUUAAACCAGGUCACCGUCCCAUUGUGACCUACGACUACUACAUUUAGCUUGGUGAUCAUGUCAGUUUAUUUGGUGAUGAGAAAAACAGUUCUAACCAACUUAGAAGUCUGUAAUUACACUAACCAGUUUAUUGCACUUGUAAUAUAUAACGUAAAGUAUGUGGGGCACAAAUGUAUUAACUGAUGUUCAGCCAAAGUGUUAAAGGGGACUGCAUAUUUGACAAUCUUGGGGUAUAUUGACCAAGAUUUUUUGAUUGUGUAAUUUUGGGCAUUUAAAAGGGCAAGCAAGGGAAAAGGACUAAUAUUUUAGUUUUCAAAACUUUGCAGUCCUCUACUCUUAACCUUCUUGCAAAACAGAGUUUUUUUGGUCAGUUGAUCUAGCGCAUAAUUUCAUGGUGACUUCCCAAAACAAUGAUGUGACUCAAAGUAGCAGCAAGAGAAAAAUGGUCUCCAAACUUGAAUCAUAUUAUCAGUUACUAGAAUGCAAGCAAAAGGAACUGUUUUUUGAUUGAGGCAAAAUUCAAUAUAUGUUGAUUAAUAGGCCUCCGAAGUCAUGUCAUCAUCAGUCUCUGAUGUGUUAACAUUUGCAAGUCAUCUAAUGGGUUUUUUCCUAAUUGCUUCAAAAUAACUUGACAUUUGGAAAUUGUAUUGAAAUGACUAAAGAAUUUUUUUCACCCAAUUUUGACCUGAAAGGAAUCAGUGUAAUUUUAGAUCCAUUCAAGUGGUUAGCCACUUGUAAGUAAGUAAGUAAGUAACAUUUAUUUGUAUAGUACUUUUCACAGAGAAAGCUCACAAAGUGCUUUCCAGGAUUAAAAGGAAAAACAACAAACAUGAUUGCAUUCAAACAACAAACAUGAGUGCAUGCAAACAUACACACAAACAAAAUAACACAUUAACAGCAAGUCGGGUGUCACGUCAAAAGGAACACCUGCCUAAAGAAAUAGGUUUUAAGGUGCUUUUUAAAACUGACAACAGAUGCUGCAGCUCUCAGGGUCUGGGGGAGGGCGUUCCACAGUCUAGGUGCAGCUGACUCAAAGGCUCGAUUUCCACGAGUUCUGAGUCUAGUGCGGGGAACUGUCAGCAGGUUGUGGUCAG